Trichoderma virens Gv29-8 is the source of this 957-nucleotide messenger RNA. RefSeq lists its product as uncharacterized. Gene Ontology annotation, cellular component: mediator complex; core mediator complex. The transcript is spliced from 2 exons. Bases 1 to 957 code for a protein of 318 amino acids. Gene Ontology annotation, molecular function: transcription coactivator activity. Gene Ontology annotation, biological process: regulation of transcription by RNA polymerase II. NCBI's taxonomy places the organism in Eukaryota, Fungi, Ascomycota, Sordariomycetes, Hypocreales, Hypocreaceae. The record is from RefSeq and is a predicted model, not a curated record.
AUGGCGAAUCCCAACGAUCCCCCCCUCGACGAGAUCCAAUGGCGCUCUCCCCAGAUCGUAGCCCAGAUGGGUGGCCUCCACUCCAACACAAUCCUCUUCUACUUUGCCGAAUCGCCCUUCUUCGAGCGCACCUCCAACAACGCCGUCAUCAUGGCCCAGGCAAUGAACAACAUGGCCAUGUACCACUACAUCCAGACGCGCGAGGCCUUUGAAACACGUCUCAAGACAAUGUCGGGACUAGAAUUCAUCGUGGGUGAGGAGCCGGCCGAGACAGGCCCGGGCAUGGGAACCGGUGUCUGGGUCAUUCGGAAGCAGACGAGGCGGAAACGGUACCAGGACGAUGACGAGAUCACCGUCCACGCUUCGUUCUUUGUCGUGGGCGAAAACAUAUACAUGGCCCCGACCCUUGCAGACAUUUUGGCUUCGAGAAUUAUGACGAUAUCCUCAGCCAUUGCGAAAGCAUUGCCAGCCGCCGAAGCAGCCCGCAAAUGGCGUCCCUCCACAGGCCACGUAUACCAGCUCCCCGCAAGCCAACCCUCCACCCAACCCAAGCCACAAGAGCCCAAGGAGGAGAAUCCCGCCCUCGACGACACCGGCAAGCCAGUCUCGGCAGUAGCAAAGCACGAAGCCCCCUUCAUUGAUAGAGUUGCUGAAGAAUCCUUCAUGAUCCAUCUGAGAUACGGAGGCGAAUACAUCGACGAGAACCCCAUCACAGGCAAGCCGGGCGAGUUCCACCUCUCUUCCACGGGUCGCAAGCCGGUGCUGCCUCCGCAGGGCGCGGCUCCUACGGGCAUCAGCGCCAUGAGCGGGCCUCCCAUGUUGAAUACGAAGCUGGAUGAUAAAAAGGAUGGCAGGGCGGACAAGACGCCGAAAUCAGCCACGAUGCCUAAACUCAAGAGGAAGAAGAGCAAGAUGAGCCCGAGCGUGACUCCUGCGGCGACGCCUGGGGCUUCAUGA